AUGAGUUACGACAAACUUGACGAAGACGCGUCGCUGCGGGCCCAGGCCGAGGGCAUUCGUACCAUCGCCUUUCUGGGCGUGGUACUCUCGACCAUUGCCACAAUGGGCUGUGUCAUCACCGUGCCCAUGGUCUACAACCACAUGCAACACAUGCAAACCAUGAUGCAGAACGAGGUCGACUUUUGUCGCGCGCGAUCAGUCAAUGUUUGGAAAGAAGUCACCAGGACGCAGGUAUUAGUUGCUUUUGGGUUCUAUGGAAUGGUACUGCUUUAAAAUACUGUACUUUACUUAUACAGUUUAUUUUGUUUUUUUUGCUUUUUUUGAAAUAUUUGAAACAAGUUUUACCAUUAAUUUUUUCAUUCAUUGAUAAAAAUUACAAAAAAUUAAUAAUUUUAGGUAUUGAGCCAAGUUAUCCCACGCCACAAACGUCAAGCUGGCUACUCAACAGACGCAGCUGUAAUGGGACCGCCUACUACAACAUGUUGUGGUUGUGGAGUAAGCCCAGCUGGUCCACCUGGGCCACCAGGUCCAGACGGAAACCCAGGAAACGAUGGUUCACCUGGUACACCAGGAAUGCCCGGUUCAGAUGGUCCACCUCCUCUGCCAACUCCACCAGUCGAAUUCUGCUUUGACUGUACGCCUGGAGCACCUGGCGCGCCCGGAAAUCAAGGUCCACCAGGUAGUCCAGGAAAUGCUGGUGGACCUGGAAUGCCUGGUCCAGAUGGCACACAAGGACCGCCAGGACCACUGGGUCCACCUGGCUCUAUUGGAGAACCAGGCCCAGCUGGACAACCUGGUUCACCUGGUGCCCCUGGUCAGCUACGUGAAGUCCCAGGUCAAGUUGGCCCACCAGGGCCGCCUGGACCAUCAGGACCCCCUGGCAGUAUGGGACCACCUGGAGGUGAAGGAAUGCCCGGUACGCUUGGCCCAAUGGGACCACCUGGAGAUAUGGGAGCAGCUGGUCCACCUGGAGUACCUGGCGGGCCAGGAGAAAGUGGUCCUAAUGGUCUACCUGGUCCACAAGGAGGUUGUGAGCAUUGUCCGCCACCUCGAACUGCUCCUGGAUACUGA
Molecule: messenger RNA, 1071 nt
Organism: Bursaphelenchus okinawaensis
Lineage: Eukaryota; Metazoa; Nematoda; Chromadorea; Rhabditida; Aphelenchoididae
Source: the annotation of a GenBank genome assembly